AUGUCUCGUCCGGCGCUCCAUAUCGGUCCCGAGAUGUUGAUUGCGUCCGCGCCGCCGCAGCUCCUACUUGGCCCAUACCAUACACAACACAGCGCCUUACACGACCUCGAGUUUACUGGUGUCCUUCAGCCAUGGCAGGGCUUUUUGAGCUCUGUGCAGACGGCACACCAGAAUUACACUUUUCGCAGUCAGACCCUAGCCCUGACACUUAAGACACGAGACCCUUAUGCCCAGGGAAACGUCGAAAUUGGUGAUGAACAUGGUCUUCUAGGCCGUUUCCACAAGCACUUUGGCGACGUGCUCAAUUCUGUCUUCACAUCACACUCAACCGGAAUACGCUUUGCAGAUUUCAAAUGCGUACAGUCUACCUUCAGUGGCACGCCUGAUGUGAUCCUGAAGGACGACAAUCACCAUGUGAAGGUCGCUGGAGAGCUCAAGGUGCCAUGGAUUGCGGAUCACUGGCUAGAAGAUAAAUACAACGACGUCGACCAGCUAAGGAUAAUACUUGCUCAGCCGAUCAAGUAUAUGCAGGGGCUAGGGUGUGUGUAUGGAUUUAUGAGCAACUACGAAGAGACAAUUUUUCUCAGACAGCUAGUGGAUAGCCAAGGGGCAUAG
Molecule: messenger RNA, 615 nt
Organism: Penicillium daleae
Lineage: Eukaryota; Fungi; Ascomycota; Eurotiomycetes; Eurotiales; Aspergillaceae
Exons: 1
Coding region: 1-615 (204 amino acids)
Source: RefSeq, a predicted model, not a curated record